AUGUAUCAGCAACCGUAUCCCGGACAGGGAUACCCUCAGCAGCAACAACAGCCGUCUCCGCCACUCGGAGCGCCCGCCGGAAUGUACGGUCAGCCACAGGCGCCGCCCCCUCGGCAGCCGUCGGAUCGCGAGUCCUACCAGACGGUCCUUCCGCCGUCCGUCACUCCCGGAUGGAACGAUCCGCCGCCCACGCUCCCCUCAGGAACCACGCCGAACCGGCUCAACGCCAUGAGAAGACGGCCCGUCGAUCCGUCGAUUUCGGUAGGGAAAUAAGUGGAAUGGUUGGCACGAAAUUUGAAGAAAACGUUUUGUCGAUCUUGAUAUUUGCUGUAUCCAAAUUCCUUCGCAAUCAAACAUGUUUGCAAAUUUGAGCACGCAUAUUUAAAACUCCUUAUAAAAGUCAGAUAUUCUGCCUACGCUGACCUAGUGAGAAAAACGCCGUGACGCACUUCUAAAACCUGCAGCUUUUCUAUUUCUUCAGUAAAAAAACGUCAUCUUUUUCAGGGAACCGGGGAAGUGGGCCCAUCGGUCGGAUACGGAGCCUCUCCGGCGUCAGGUCAUCAGUACGGAGGAGGCUACGGUAGUCAACCACAGACACAGCAGCAAUAUCAACAACAAUAUCCGGCUUACGGUCAACAGCCGCAACAACAGAAUUACCAGGCUUAUGGUCAACAGCCGCAACAACAGAAUUACCAGGCUUACGGCCAACAACAACAACAACAACAACAACAGUAUCCGGGUGCUCCAGGAGCCUACGGAGGAGCUCCACAACAACAUUAUUGA
Caenorhabditis sp. 36 PRJEB53466 is the source of this 783-nucleotide messenger RNA. The record is from the annotation of a GenBank genome assembly. NCBI's taxonomy places the organism in Eukaryota, Metazoa, Nematoda, Chromadorea, Rhabditida, Rhabditidae.